This is a messenger RNA of Dujonia railenensis, 750 nucleotides long. The record is from the annotation of a GenBank genome assembly. NCBI's taxonomy places the organism in Eukaryota, Fungi, Ascomycota, Pichiomycetes, Serinales, Debaryomycetaceae.
AUGGCUGUAGUAUACUUUGUCAGUGGCGCAAACCGUGGAAUUGGUUACGCUUUCGUAGAAGAAUUGGCAAAAAGGCCCGAUGUGAAAAUUAUUGCCACCACACGUAAUGUUGAAAAUUCUACUGAACUAGUUCAAUUGAAGGAGAAGACUAAAAAUAUCGAAAUUGUGAAGCUCGAUGUCAGCUCUGAAGAAAGCAUUGAUACUUUAGAUGCCCAAUUGAAGGAGAUAGCUGCCGAAGGAAUUGACGUCUUCAUUUCGAACGCUGGGAUUUCUCAGGCGCUGUACAGAGUGAUCAAUGCGCCUCGUGAUGUUUGGUUGAGACAUUAUAAAACAAACACAUUGGGUCCGGUUCUUAUUUUCCAAGUAUUGUAUCCUUACUUAUUGAAAAAGCAAACCAGAAAAAUUGUGUUUGUUUCUAGUUUAGCUGGAUCCUUGGGACAGUAUUUACCAUUCCCCACAUCUGCGUAUGGCCAAUCUAAAGCGGCUUUAAAUUACUCUGCGAAGGAAAUUAGUAGUGAAUUGGCCCCAGAAGGUUUUACUGUAAUUGCAACUCAACCCGGUGCAGUGACAAGUGACAUGGGAAUUGCAAACCAGAAGAUCAUCCCUGACCCUAAUGUACGUGCAGCUUUAGCAAAAAUGUCCAUUACACCAGCGGUAAGUGCAGUAAAGCAACUUGAGCUCAUAGACAAUUUAACCAAAGAAUCGAAUGGGAAGUUCCUUAACUUUGACGGUUCCGAACUAUUGUUUUAA